CAGCCGGAACCGGUUCCAUGUGGAAGGGAGCUGGUGGGCCUGAGGGGGUCUUACUGGACAUCCAGCAACACUUCGGGGUCAAAGAUCGAGGGGCCGGCCUGCUGCAGUCAGUGUUUAUCUGCAGCUUCAUGGUGGCAGCCCCCAUCUUCGGGUACCUGGGCGACCGCUUCAACAGGAAGGUCAUUCUGAGCUGCGGGAUCUUCUUCUGGUCCGUGGUCACCUUCUCCAGCUCCUUCAUCCCCCAGCAGUAUUUCUGGCUCCUGGUCUUGUCGCGGGGCCUGGUCGGCAUUGGGGAGGCCAGCUAUUCCACCAUCGCCCCCACCAUCAUCGGCGACCUCUUCACCAAGAACUACAGGACCCUCAUGCUCUCCGUCUUCUACUUCGCCAUCCCGCUCGGAAGUGGCCUGGGCUACAUCACUGGAUCGAGCGUCAAGCAAGUGGCGGGCGACUGGCACUGGGCUCUACGGGUGUCACCGGUGCUGGGUAUGAUCACAGGGACCCUCAUCCUGAUCUUUGUCCCGGCUGCCAGGAGGGGCCAGGCUGACCAGCCCGGGGUGCAGCUGAAGGCCCAGACCUCGUGGCUCAGGGACAUGCGGGCCCUAAUCCGGAACCGAAGCUACGUGUUCUCCUCGCUGGCCACGUCUGCCGUGUCGUUUGCCACGGGGGCCCUGGGCAUGUGGAUCCCGCUGUACCUGGACCGGGCCCAGGUGGUGCAGAAGACCAUGGACACCUGCAGCAGCCAACCCUGCAGCACCAGGAACAGCCUCAUCUUCGGGGCCAUCACCUGCUUCACCGGCUUCUUGGGGGUCGUGGCUGGGGCGGGGGCCACCAAGUGGUGCCGGCUGAAGACCCAGCGGGCGGACCCCCUGGUGUGCGCCGUGGGCAUGCUGGGCUCGGCCAUCUUCAUCUGCCUCGUUUUCGUCGCCGCCAAGGGGAGCAUCAUCGGUGCCUACGUGUGUAUUUUCAUCGGCGAGACCCUCCUUUUCUCCAACUGGGCCAUCACAGCUGACAUCCUUAUGUACGUGGUCAUCCCCACCCGCCGUGCCACUGCUGUGGCCCUGCAGAGCUUCACUUCCCACCUGCUGGGCGACGCUGGCAGCCCCUACCUGAUCGGCAUUAUCUCAGACCGGAUCCGCCAGAGCACGAGGGAGUCGGCCCUGUGGGAGUUCCUGAGCCUGGGCUACGCGCUGAUGCUGUGCCCCUUCGUGGUGGUCCUGGGGGGCGUGUUCUUCCUAGCCACAGCACUCUUCUUCCUCAGUGACCGCGCCAGGGCCGAGCAACAUGAGAGCAGUGCAGCUGACCACCGGCCCGGGGCCCCCGACGGCCUCUCUGAAGACGCUUCCACUUGAUGACGCGGAGGCGCUGGGAGUGAAUCAUCUGAUGAUGCCACCCGCCACCGUCAAAGUCUGAGAGGUGUCCGCAGGACCCAGCCGUGGAAGGAGCAGCAGCUCCCACGGGAAGGCAUCAGCCAGAGUCAAGGCCCAGUGGGGAGCCGACCGCAGCAGGGGAGGGUCCUGAGGACCUGGCGCGGACGCGGAGUUGCGUGCGGCUGCAUCCCUGGCCGUCCCGCGUCCCCCGCCCCGGAGGUGGAACAGUCUCACUUCGAUUCUUGAUUGAUUCUGCUGGAUCCUCACUACAGCACCUUGGGGCUGCCUCCCCCUCUCCUCCACCAACACCCUCUCCGUCCAACCGUCCUCCAAGGAAGCAGACCGGAGCCCCCGAAGCCAGCAGCCCUGCAGAUCCUGCCUGGAGGGGCUGAGCAAGGCCGUCGGACAGGUGGCCCCCAGCCAGGGACACAGCUAAAAAGACAGACACACACCCACACCACACCUCCCCCUUACCCCAAAUCACCGAACUCCCACACUACCCUCUUCCAUGGCCUGGGUUUCAAGUCUCAGCCCCUGGGACCGGGGCUUGUGGCCAGAGCUGUGUGGCUGCGGCCAGGGAAGGGACCGGGCCCAGCGCUGCGGCGGGGACCCUUUCUGUCGUCCGCGGGGCCGGCCGCUUCCGCAAUUCUCAGUGAUGUCCCGCUGCUCAAGCUGACUUGUCUCGGUCUCAGACGCAAGAACCGGCCUUUGGGUGGAUUUGCUGUGGGGGCUGUCGGUCCCCGUCUUGAACAGGGCCUCCUGGGUGGAUCGUGGCCUUGCGAGCAGGGGUUCGGCCAGUACGGACCUCGGCCCGGGGAUUGGAUCCCAGGCCCCUGAUGGUGUGAGGCUGUGCCCCCGCCCCCACUGCCAGGGUAGCAAGAUGCUUGGAGUCUCCCCAGAGGUCGGAGUUGACCGAGGUCACCGUCCCCAUCGGCGGGCCGAGGCCCAGCUCUGCUGUGGCGUCUGGGGGCUCAGCGGCGGGCCAGCUGGCGGGGUCCAGAGCACUGGGCUGGCCGUCUGCUAGGUGCGGAGCAUUGGCUGACCUGGGAAUGCAGGAGUCCACAGAACUAGUUCAGCAGCUGGAGGUGUUUACACACAUACCCACCCACACCAGUCCACACUCACCUCCCCAUUACAUAGUGUCACAUGCGCACACCUCUCUCUAUCUUCACCUUCUCCACAUUUCAUAAUCUCUGACCAGGAGUAGGGCAUUUUGCUCUUUCCUCUGGGACUUCACAACUCUCCCAAAGAUUCCCAUUUUCCUCCCCGCCUGAUCCCGAAAUGCUCCCUGCCUCUUCCGUUGUGCAGGCCCUGUUGAAAGAGAGGGGUGUUGGUCGGACGGACGGUCCGUGCUGGGUCACCGGGGGAGUCGGGGGGGUCGGAUGGUCUGCGCCGGGUCAGUUGGGCGUUGUUAGAGAUGGAGAGGGGGGAUUUGGAGUUGGUCCUUGCUGAGUCACUGGGGCAGAAUUUGGGAUCUUAGCUUGCUUCCCUUUCCUCCGUUUUCUCUGAGCCUGUGAGCGGGUGGGGGUCAUCACGGGUGGGUUGGCCGGUUCCAGAUGGCGGGGUCUGGGUGUGUGGAUAAGAUAGGCCCUGGAGCCGGGGCCGCCUGGCUCCCAGUGGCUGGAGGCUGAGGGCGAGGUGCUGCCAUGGUGGAAAGGAGAACUCGGUCCUUGCGAGCGUCUGUCUGAGCAUCAGAGGCCCCUCCGGGCGACCCCGGGGUCUCCCCAUCCUCUGCACCCAGACCCCUGGGCACUCACGGGCACCGGCCGGGGCGGCGCACGGGCCCUGCCUUUCCCGCGUACCGGGCCGGCCCGCGCAGUUGUCGGGGGAGGCUUGUUUUCUUGUUGUGCAAGAACCAGGUAAAAUGGUUUUCUGACUUCUCUCAGGAAGUACACGGUGAUUUUAUUUUUUAGAGCUAUUGAUUGUGAAUCUCAGAGUAUAAGACAGAAAGAAAGAGCCAAAUAUAUUCCUUUAUGUAAGUUAAGAAAUAAAAGUAUUUAAAA
Molecule: messenger RNA, 3370 nt
Organism: Tachyglossus aculeatus (Australian echidna)
Lineage: Eukaryota; Metazoa; Chordata; Mammalia; Monotremata; Tachyglossidae
Gene: SPNS2
Product: sphingolipid transporter 2
Exons: 14
Coding region: 18-1349 (443 amino acids)
Biological process (GO): transmembrane transport; sphingosine-1-phosphate receptor signaling pathway; lipid transport
Cellular component (GO): membrane
Molecular function (GO): transmembrane transporter activity; sphingolipid intramembrane carrier activity
Source: RefSeq, a predicted model, not a curated record